UUAUUUCCCGAAAAUUCUCUCACCCUCUCUCUGAUUCCAAACAAAAUCCAUCCAGUCGGCCACGCCCCUACUCCGAUCCACCCGCCGGCCGCCGCCUUGCCUCUCUGCAUCUUCACCAAACUCGGAACUUCGGAACCUGUGCAGACACUCACAAGGCGAGUGAUCUUCCUCCUCCAUCCAUGGCAGCCUCCAAGCUCCAAGCUCUGUGGAAUCAUCCCGCCGGACCUAAGACCAUUCAUUUCUGGGCACCAACCUUUAAGUGGGGUAUUAGCAUAGCGAACAUUGCUGAUUUUGCUAAACCCCCAGAGAAUCUCUCCUAUCCCCAGCAAAUAGCGGUUACCGCCACUGGAAUUAUCUGGUCACGCUAUAGCACUGUAAUUACACCUAAAAACUGGAACCUAUUUAGUGUAAAUGUGGCCAUGGCAGGUACUGGCAUCUACCAACUUACUCGUAAAAUAAGGCAUGAUUAUUUUGAUGUAGAGCAAGCUGCCAUUGCAAAAGAAUGAUGCCCUUUAUCUUUGAGGCCACUCUGCCCCACAACUGUACUUCAGUUCAAGUGCCCUAAUCUUUCCCCAUCAACAUAUACAUUUGGAUUGGAUUUUGUAUGUUAUGUAUUUCAUCAUUACAUUUAGUGCAUAAAGGCUAUUUUUCUUCCGAAUGGCCAUGUUUCGUCCGUGUUUCAGCAAAACCAUAUAAGGUGCCCUAUCGAGAGUUUUUCUCGGUUCUGUACAGGCUCGAUACUUAAGUUAUUGUUAUUUCAACAUUUGUUUUCUCAUUUUGAUUCGAUGCAACAAUGCUUAUACUCAUAUAGAGCAUUUUUACCCAAGGGCAGUAUUGGAACGACAGUAGUCGUUU
This is a messenger RNA of Cuscuta campestris, 855 nucleotides long. NCBI's taxonomy places the organism in Eukaryota, Viridiplantae, Streptophyta, Magnoliopsida, Solanales, Convolvulaceae. The record is from the annotation of a GenBank genome assembly.